Molecule: messenger RNA, 411 nt
Organism: Necator americanus (New World hookworm)
Lineage: Eukaryota; Metazoa; Nematoda; Chromadorea; Rhabditida; Ancylostomatidae
Exons: 1
Coding region: 1-411 (136 amino acids)
Source: RefSeq, a predicted model, not a curated record
AUGAGAAAAUGGCAUUAUUCUGCGGAGCAAACGUCGGACAAUGAUAGUGGUCACUCGGAUCUUCGUGGGCAGAUGAAUCUCAUCAAUGCGUCCACGUUCAAGAGGAAACAUCGAAGCUAUCAGCUUACGUGGCAGGUUAAGGUUCCAGAAGAGGAACGAGGAGUUCAUCUUCAGCAGAAGAAUGAAAUGGCACUUCUGAAGGACGAAAAAUGCGAAAAAAAUACAGUUGUCGAUAAAUAUUGGUGUAUGGACCAAGAAAACGCUCACUCUCUCACCAGUUCUAUUCAGGACCCUGCUACGAAAAAGAUCCCGGUUUUGAUGUCGAGGAAGAAGUUCGCCUUUGCAUCGAGACAAGGCCCACAUACAAUGUUUCACUCGCACUACUGGCUGGCAAAAAUGAGGCUUGAAUAG